UUCCGUUCUUCCUGUUUAUGUAUUCCUUCCUCCUCUCCUUUCCUCCAUAAAAAGCUCUGCUUUUCCGUCAAGCGGCGACGACGCGAGAAAUUCGAACAAAUUCCGGAAGGAUUCCAUUCGCCGAUGCUAUCUUCCUGACCACGCGCGCGGGAAUCGGGUUCGCUGAUCGACUGAGGCCGGGGAUCGUCUGAUUCGGGAUCGAGUUCCAUCUACAAAGGUCAGGGCUGCGUCUGCGAGGUGGUUGCGACUGGAGGAGCCGGGAGGCCAUGGGGGCGGGCGUCUCAGGCCUUUUCUUUGGGACUGGCGGCGACGCGACGGCGUCGGGCGCCACCGGCAUGGGCGACCUGCCGGAGCUCUGCGCCGCCGAGGUGCUGCUCCGCCUCGACGCGCCGGAGAUCUGCGCGCUCGCGCGCCUCAACCGCGCCUUCCGCGGCGCGGCCGGGGCCGACUUCGUGUGGGAGGCCAAGCUGCCCGAGAACUACCGCCACCUGAUCGGCUACGUCGAGGGCGGCGGCGAGGAGGGCCGGAGGCGAAGGCGGAGGGCCGGGAAGAAGGAGAUCUACGCUAGGCUCUCCAGGCCCGUGACCUUCGAUGACGGCACAAAGGAGUUCUGGCUGGAGAAGAGCAAAGGUAGGGUUUGCAUGGCGCUAUCCUCCAAAGCUCUGGUGAUAACUGGCAUCGACGACAGAAGAUAUUGGACACAUAUGCCGACCACGGAAUCAAGGUUCCAAUCCGUGGCAUACCUUCAGCAAAUCUGGUGGUUUGAAGUGGUUGGGGAGCUCGAUUUCAGUUUCCCCGUGGGAACCUACAGUCUAUACUUCAGGAUUCAUCUCGGGAAGUUCUCCAAGCGGUUUGGACGCCGUGUUUGUAGCUCCGAGCACAUCCAUGGCUGGGACAAGAAGCCGGUGCGCUUCCAGCUUUCCACCUCCGAUGGUCAGAAUGCAUUAUCUCAAUGCUACCUGGACGAGCCUGGGAGCUGGGUUCUGUACCAUGCAGGCGAUUUUGUGGCCUCGAAGCCUGGUGAAGCACUGAAGCUGAAGUUCUCGAUGGCGCAGAUCGACUGCACGCACACGAAGGGCGGUCUGUGCAUCGACUCGGUGCUUGUAUACCCUAAGGGCUUUCGACCCGAGAAGGUGGUAACUGGCAGGGUCUCGGAGAUGAGAUCAUAGAGGUGUAGUUGUGUUGGUUACACUAGAGUUGUAGACAGACGCAGCUUGGAGCCCAAUCCUAUUAUCAAUUUGGGCUCCAGCAUGCAAACCAAGGAAAUGUCCGUGUAAAGAAUUGUAGCUCCUCCUAUUUUGUAUGGUCAGAGCGUUUUGUGUGUCCA
Molecule: messenger RNA, 1327 nt
Organism: Lolium perenne
Lineage: Eukaryota; Viridiplantae; Streptophyta; Magnoliopsida; Poales; Poaceae
Product: F-box protein PP2-A13
Molecular function (GO): protein binding
Source: RefSeq, a predicted model, not a curated record